AUGCUAAGUUUAGUGACAAAAACGAAAAACAAUCUACACCUCCUUCUUGAAGAAAUAUGUGGAUUUUGGGAAUUAAUUUAUCUAUUUUAUAGCGCCACAGUGGCGGGUUGUGAGCACGGAGCCAGCGGCGCUGCCUCUGGGGGCGGGCGGCCGGGAGACGCGAUACGUCGCGUCAAAGUGAGAAUGUCGUCAGUAUCGGCUCAGGGCGUCGUAGAGCGCGCCUCUGCUGAGCUCUCUCGACGUAUCACCGGUCUCGGCCUCCGUGGCAGAAAGCGCUCCCCAGGUGUUGUCGAAAGGGUAGCUAAUGCCCUUUGUGGACCCGCUACUUCUGCUCCUAGAAUACCGCGACGCAGGCGACCCUCACCGAGACCACUAAUUUGGAGUCAGUUUAUACUAGAUGAAAGAUUUCUAGAAAAGUUUUUCCUUUAUUUCAAUUCUAACGAUAGAAAAUCGCUUGCUCAAGUAUGCACGAAGUGGAGGGAUAUAUUAUACUCAUCGACUCGGUGGUGGACGGGUCUCAUUGCCGUAGUGGAUUUUCGCGAAAGCAGAUCAGAGACAGAAUGUUGCAUGCAAAGAUUUUAUAACUCGGUGGUGAGGAGGGGGAUCCGUGGGACUGCAUUGGUUGCUGCAUCAGACGACGAUAUUCAUGAAAUCAUUAGAAUAUUUCCAUUAUCAGCUAAUCAUGUUAACGCUUUAAGCUUGAAAGGUUGCACAGUAACAGACAGGGGCUUGGAAUCCAUUCUGGAUCAUUUAGAAGUUCUAUUUGAAUUAGAAUUAACAGGCUGUAAUGAAAUAACAGAGGCUGGCAUUUGGGCAUGUUUAACGCCAAGGAUUGUAUCACUCACACUUACUGACUGUAUUAACAUAGCAGACGAAGCUGUAGGGGCUGUGGCGCAACUUCUACCAUCUCUGUACGAGUUUUCACUCCAAGCUUACCACGUGACUGAUGCGGCUUUGGGGUAUUUUUCACAAAAGCAAAGUGCGUCGCUGAGUAUUUUGCGUCUACACAGUUGUUGGGAGCUCACAAAUCAUGGGGUUGUGAACAUAGUUCAUUCGCUUCCAAACCUAACGGUUUUGUCGCUUAGCGGAUGCAGCAAAGUGACCGACGAAGGUGUGGAGUUGGUGGCUGAGAAUUUGCCUCGCUUGCGUAGCCUCGAUUUAAGCUGGUGUCCGCGUGUUACUGACAGCGCACUAGAGUACAUCGCCUGUGACCUGAAUCAGCUUGAGGAGUUAACUCUUGAUAGAUGCGUCCACAUAACGGAUAUUGGCGUGGGCUAUAUCAGCACGAUGCAGUCGUUGGUGGCCUUGUACCUACGAUGGUGUUCGCAGCUUCGGGAUUUUGGGGUGCAACAUCUUUGUGCUAUGCGCGCUUUACAGCUCCUCUCAUUGGCCGGUUGUCCUCUACUAACUUCUGGGGGCCUGUCUAGUCUCAUCCAGCUGCGGCAGUUGCGCGAAUUGGAGCUGACAAACUGCCCCGGCGCGUCGCCAGAGCUCUUCGACUACUUGCGAGAACACCUUCCCAGGUGCCUCAUCAUCGAGUAA
Leptosia nina is the source of this 1542-nucleotide messenger RNA. The record is from the annotation of a GenBank genome assembly. Lineage: Eukaryota; Metazoa; Arthropoda; Insecta; Lepidoptera; Pieridae.